Molecule: messenger RNA, 2035 nt
Organism: Cebus imitator (Panamanian white-faced capuchin)
Lineage: Eukaryota; Metazoa; Chordata; Mammalia; Primates; Cebidae
Gene: DAZL
Product: deleted in azoospermia like
Exons: 11
Coding region: 295-1185 (296 amino acids)
Molecular function (GO): protein binding; mRNA 3'-UTR binding
Source: RefSeq, a predicted model, not a curated record
AUUGGCUGAGGCCGAUACCACGCGCCCCGAUACCCGGCGCAGGAGCCACCUCCCCGCUCCCCACAGACCACGCCUCAGUCCGCCUGCGCUCCUUAGCCUGACGGACCACCUUUUGGGGCUCCUCAGCCUUACCACCUGCCUUUGCUUCGCCUUCCACCUCUGCAUUUGGUUCCUUUGACCACUCGAAGCCGCGCAGCGGGUUCCAGCGGACCUCACAGCAACCCCAGAAGUGGUGCGUGAAGCACAGCCUCCGCUCCUCCUCGAGCUUGUCGGGAACUACUGCCUGCCGCCAUCAUGUCUGCUGCAAAUCCUGAGACUCCAAACUCAACCAUCUCCAGAGAGGCCAACACCCAGCCUUCAUCAGCUACAACCAGCCAAGGCUAUGUUUUACCAGAAGGCAAAAUCAUGCCAAACACUGUUUUUGUUGGUGGAAUUGAUGUUAGGAUGGAUGAAACUGAGAUUAGAAGCUUCUUUGCUAGAUACGGUUCAGUGAAAGAAGUGAAGAUAAUCACGGAUCGAACUGGUGUGUCCAAAGGCUAUGGAUUUGUUUCAUUUUUUAAUGACGUGGAUGUGCAGAAGAUAGUAGAAUCACAGAUAAAUUUCCAUGGUAAAAAGCUGAAACUGGGCCCUGCAAUCAGGAAACAAAAUUUAUGUGCUUAUCAUGUACAGCCACGUCCUUUGGUUUUUAAUCAACCUCCUCCACCACAGUUUCAGAAUGUCUGGAGUAAUCCAAACACUGAAACUUAUAUGCAUCCCCCAACUACAAUGAAUCCUGUAACUCAAUAUGUUCAGGCAUAUCCUCCUUAUCCAAAUUCACCAGUCCAAGUCAUCACUGGAUAUCAGUUGCCUGUAUAUAAUUAUCAGAUGCCACCACAGUGGCCUGUCGGGGAGCAAAGGAGUUAUGUUGUACCUCCGGCUUAUUCAGCUAUUAACUACCACUGUAAUGAAGUUGAUCCAGGAGCUGAAGUUGUGCCAAAUGAAUGCUCAGUUUGUGAAGCUACUCCACCCUCUGGAAAUGGCCCACAAAAGAAAUCUGUGGACCGAAGCAUACAAACGGUGGUAUCUUGUCUGUUUAACCCAGAGAAUAGCAGACUGAGAAACUCUGUUGUUACUCAAGAUGACUACUUCAAGGAUAAAAGAGUGCAUCACUUUAGAAGAAGUCGGGCAGUGCUUAAAUCUGUUUGAUCCUCUCAGCUAUCUAGUUUCAUGGGAAGUUGCUGGUUUUGAAUAUUAAGCUAAAAGUUUUUCACUAUUAUAGAAAUUCUGAAUUUUGAUAAAUCACACCAGACUUCCUACAUAAGCUGUAUUGUUAGACUGUCUAGUUUUAUCUUACAUUGAAACUGUUCUUCAUUAGAUGUUUAUUUAGAAACUGGUUCUGUGUUGAAUAUAUAGUUGAAAGUAAAAAAUAAUUGAGACUGAAAGAAACAACUUUAAGAUUUAUCUGCAAAAAUUUUUUAAAAAUUGAAAUUGGCAUUUUAAGUGUUUAAAAGCAAUACUAGUUUUCAAAAAAAUUUUUUUAACAUCUGUUUUGAAAGGUCAGAAUUUUAAUAGUCUGAGUACAAGCAUUUCACUUCUCCAACAAGUACCUGUGAACAGUACAGUAUUUACAGUAUUGAGCUUUGCAUUUAUGAUUUGUCUAGAAAUUUACCACAAAAGCAGAAUUUUUAAAACUGCAUUUUUAAUCAGUGGAACUCAAUAUAUAGUUAGCUUUAUUGAAGUCUUCCUUCUCUAAACCCAGUAAAACAGAUUCUAAGCAAACAGUCAAAUCAGUGGGUCAGCGUUUAUUCAAAAUAUUUUAUCUUUUAUCUAGAAUCCGCACAUACAUAUCCUAUCUGAUUGGGAUAGUAAUUAGGGUAACUAAAAUCCUGGGCUUAAGUUAUUAAAGAAUCCAAGAAAAACUAAACUUUACGAGGUACAUAAGCUUUUCAAUGAGUUACCAUUCUUUUUUGUAAAAAAAUUUUUCUUUGAAAUGCUAAACUUAAUGGCUGUAUGUCAAAUUGUGCAAAAUAUUGUUAUUAAAGAAUGCUGCAACUUU